Alternaria burnsii is the source of this 1446-nucleotide messenger RNA. RefSeq names its product fad-binding domain-containing protein. The record is from RefSeq and is a predicted model, not a curated record. Gene Ontology annotation, molecular function: FAD binding. Bases 1 to 1446 code for a protein of 481 amino acids. The transcript has 2 exons. Lineage: Eukaryota; Fungi; Ascomycota; Dothideomycetes; Pleosporales; Pleosporaceae.
AUGUUUGGUGUCAUAACUGCAUAUGAAUAUCCAAGCAAUCUAUGUGCAGACUUAGCCUUGAUACUCCCAAACAUCACCUUCUUCCCGACAACGCCGACGUACAAUGCAUCCAUCCACUCUUACCCAUUCCUUCAACUUCGGCUACAUCCAUCCUGUAUCAUUCGUCCAAGCUCUGCAAAGGAUGUAUCUACCGCCAUCACCACUCUACUGCAGAAUAAUAACACCAAAUUUGCGAUUAGGAGUGGUGGUCACAAUGCAAACACCGGCUUCAACAACAUCGACGGCGGCGUCACAAUCGAUAUGCAAAGCAUGAACAAGGUCGAAAUUGCGAAAAGAGAUCAAGUUGUGGCGGUCGAGGCUGGCGCACUGUGGCAGAAUGUAUACGACAAGGCCGAGAAGCGUAACCUGACGGUACUUGGUGGCCGCAUCGGCGUCGUAGGAACUGCUGGCUUCUUGACAGGAGGUGGAAUUUCCUUCUUCAGCCCGGAGCGUGGUUGGGCGUGUGACGGCGUCAUCAACUUUGAAGUCGUACUUGCAAACGGGAAUGUUAUCAACGCGAAUGCGACAUCGCACUCUGAUCUCUUUGUCGCACUCAAAGGAGGGCAGAGCAAUUUCGGAGUUGUCACACGUUUCGACUUGAAAGCCUUCUCCGCCGGUCCUAUCUACGGCGGAAGGAUUGUUUUCGGAGCCCAUGCUACCACGCCUCUACUUUCAGCAUACACGGAGCUUAAACUAGGUGAGUAUGAUCCGUACGCAGCGGGCUGGGUCACAGUGCGAUAUAACCACACGGCAGCGACAUUUACUCCGGUCAGCAUCAUGUGGCACACGCGGCCAAAACUUGGCACGUUGAGAAGCAUCGUCGAGGUGAAGCCGCAGGUCAUGAAUGGCAUGAUCGAAGCGCCCAUCAGUGAGCAUACCAGGAAUGCAUCCAGACAAGUGGCCGCGAACCCUCAAAGGACAAUUUGGGCAACGACAUCAUUUUCAAUCUCCUCGACGAUCAUACAUCGCAUCCACAGCUUCUGGAAAGACGUCGUACCUGGAAUCGCAGCACAGUAUGCCUAUGCCAAGCCGGUUGCAGAAAUAACUUUCCAAGCUCUUCCCGCACCACCUCGCAAUGGCACAGCACCGAACAGCCUAGGUUUUGGACCAGAUGAGACACCAGAGAAAGAUCUCGUAUUCUUGCAGAUAAUCUUCACCUUCGAAGAUGCUGCCGCUACCGAUGGGUUCGAAGAGGCUUUGAAGGAUUUGGUAAGGCUGAUCGAAGGCUUAACGAAGGAGGAGGGUGUUUUCCAUCCAUACAAAUAUCUCAAUUUUGCGGCAUCCUUUCAGGAUCCGUUGGCAAGCUAUGGCGGUAUCGAAUUGGAGAGAAUGAAGAAAGUGGCAAGGAAGUAUGAUCCGACAGGCGUAUUUCAGACGCAGGUACCUGGAGGGUUCAAGCUGUUCUAA